Molecule: messenger RNA, 3572 nt
Organism: Sebastes umbrosus (honeycomb rockfish)
Lineage: Eukaryota; Metazoa; Chordata; Actinopteri; Perciformes; Sebastidae
Product: protein EFR3 homolog B-like
Biological process (GO): protein localization to plasma membrane
Cellular component (GO): plasma membrane
Source: RefSeq, a predicted model, not a curated record
AUUUGUAUAUAAUGUAAUUUAUUUAUUUUUAUCCCUUUUACUUUUCCUAAUUACUGUGCUCUUGCCAAAUCCACCAGACUUCAAUGGAGUCUGGUGGCUUUGAAGGUACUGCUGAAACUCCACCUCCUAACACCUGAACUACCCCUUUAAGUGAUAGAAACGUUUGGUGUGUGUCCCAGUAACCAGCAUCAAACAGCAGAGGGCGCUCCCCCGCUGCAUGCUGGGAAAGAGAGGCGCCUGCUUUCCUCCUCUGUGCCGCCCUGACACCAUCACUACUCUUUCAUUUCGUCAUAACUGGCCUCCACGUAUAAAAGAUGACGCUUGAAUUCAGAUCCCGUGACGAAAUGACUUGUUGUGACAACCCGUCGCAGUGAUGUGAUCACAUGUAUUGAUUAUUGAUCCGAGCUGCCGGGCCGGUCGAGGCUCAGCAGAUGUUACAUAAGCAGAUGUUUGUCUGUCAGAGGGGAACAACUGUAAGAGAGCAGCGCUGGAGUCGAGCUGGUAGGAAUCCCUUCACUGCAAUGUUAAGUUUACCCAGAGGCACCGCCAUGCCCAGAUUACCCAGCAUGCCCCGAGGUCUGACCGUACCCAGCCUGCCCAGAUUACCCAGCAUGCCCAGAGGUCUGACCGUACCCAGCCUGCCCAGAUUACCCAGCAUGCCCCGAGGUCUGACCGUACCCAGCCUGCCCAGGGGGAUGUCGCUGCCAAGGGCCGUCUCCAUCUCGACCGUAUCCCAGGCUCCUCGGAGGCUGCUGCAGGACUGCUGCUCUGUGCUGGACCAUCAGACACCUGGAGGUCUGUGCGGUUGCUGCUGGGCGUUGCGUCCUCGCUACAAGCGGCUGGUUGAUAAUAUUUUCCCAGAAGACCCGGAGGAUGGGCUGGUGAAAGCCAACAUGGAGAAGCUGACGUUCUUCGCUCUGUCGGCUCCCGAGAAACUCGACCGCAUCGCCGCAUACCUGUCGGAGCGACUGACCCGAGAACUGAACCGCCACCGCUACGGGUAUGUGUGCAUAGCGAUGGAGGCGAUGGAGCAGCUGCUGCUGGCCUGUCACUGUCAGAGCAUCAACCUGCUGGUGGAGAGUUUCCUCAGUACGCUGCGUCUGCUACUGGAGGCCGACAAACCUCACCUCCACAUCCUCGCCACCAACUCUUUUGUGAAGUUUGCGAACAUCGAGGAGGACACGGCGUCGUAUCAUCGCAGCUAUGACUUCUUCGUGUCUCGCUUCAGUGAGAUGUGUCACUCUGAACACGAAGACGCCGACGUCCAGAACAAGAUCCGUGUGUCGGGGAUCCGCGGUCUGCAGGGCGUGGUCAGGAAGACGGUGGACGACGAGCUGCAGGUGAACAUCUGGGAGCCUCGUCACAUGGAGCAGAUCGUCCCCGCCCUAUUGGUCAACCUGCAGCAGCACACACACACCCACAGCGGGUCUCCAGCCGAGCAGACCGAGGUGUGUUUCAGGGAGCUGUUGGGACGAGCUGCUUACGGACACAUUAACAACGCUAUCAAACCUGUACUGAUGCACCUGGACAGUCACAGUCUCUGGGAAGGACGAAGCUUCGCUGUUCAGUGUUUUCAGAUCAUCAUGUACUCCAUCCAGUCCCAACAUUCACACCUGGUGAUCCAGCAGCUGCUGGGUCACCUGGACGCUAACAGCAGGAGUCCGGCGCCGGUCCGAGCCGGGAUCGUGGAGGUUCUGUCUGAAGCUGCCGUUAUAGAAGCGACCGGAUCUGUAGGUCCAACAGUACUGGAAGUGUUCAACACGUUACUGCGACAGCUCCGGCAGAGUGUCGACUACCAGCUGACCGGUUACUAUGACAACGCCGGAAAACAGAAAACCACCUCGACGGAGGAGAAGACGCUGCAGGACGCCGUCAUCAAAACCAUCGGAUCCUUCGCCAACACGCUGCCCGUCUACCAGAGGCCAGAGGUCAUGUUGUUCAUCAUGGGGAAGAUCCCUGUUCUCUGGUAUCUACCCCGCCCUGGGGUCGGCCCAACUCCGGGUACGACCAGCCGGUUUGAAGGCAGCAGGAUGAUCCAGGUGAUGCUGUUGAAGUCUCUGCUUCAGGUGUCGGAGCGUUAUGAGAGCAGUAACCUGUUGACGGCGUUGCCUUCGUCCUUCCUGGAGCCUCUGCUGUCCUUCACCCUGAUGGAGGAUCCAGAGAUCCGUCUGCUGGUUCUCUCCAUCCUCACCUCGCUCAUCGACCGGCGCCACAACGCCGCCAGACUUGCGCCACCACCGCCGCCCGUGACGUUUGAUAUCUCCGUGCUGGAGCUGAAGGAGGACCGCUGCUCUCGACAGGACAACUUGUUCAUUAGGAAGCACGCUCAGCGUCUCUACAGGCACGUCUACCUCACCUGUAAGGAGGAGAGCAGUGGGCGGGGCCACUACCAGGCCCUCUUCACCUUAUUGGCUGUGAUCAGUGUGGAGCUGGCCAAUGAGGUGGUGGUGGACCUACUCCGACUGGUCCUCGAUCUGCAGGAGAUGGCGUUGUCCAAUAAGGAGUGUCUGUCGGUGUUUAACCGCUGUGGUGUUCACGCCGUCUGCGCCGCCUUCCUCCACCUGUUGUCCCAGCUCGGCCCGCCGCCACCUCUCCGCCAACACGUCACACAGGUGAUCGAGAGCCGUCGGAGCAACGCUUCACACCUGCUGCCUGAAGACGUCUUCAGUGACACACACAGACUACCAGAAGGUGAGCUGAAGGUAGACGAAGCCUUUCUGUUUGUCCAAUCAAAGAUCUGCGAGGCUCUGACAGGAAGCGGCUACAGCGCACACGCCGAGCGCCUCAACACGCCGUACACACCUCAGAUAACAGAUGAGGACCGUCUGUCUAAGAGGAAGAGUAUCGGAGAUGUCCUCUCUCUGCAGAUAGACAUGGACGCUCAGGACUGUCCUGAUGUAGAGCAGAGACCUCAGAUGGAGCAGAUCACUUUUGAGACACUGAAGAACGCCAUCGACGAUCGAGGGAGCGUGGAGGAGGAGGAGAGGAGGAGGAGGAUGCAGGUGGUGGAGAGGUUUCAGACGGCGCCGUUCGAGGAGAUCGCUGCUCACUGUGGAGCCAGGACGUCUCUGCUUCAGUCUAAACUGGACCAAAUCUUUGAUUUGAUCAUCCGUCCUCCUCCGUCUCCGUCCGGACACUCGCCGCGUCGCUCUACUCCUCUCCACGAGAUGAAGUUUCCUGACCUGUGUGUCUAUUAGCGCUCUCUCUCCUUACUUAAUGUCAUGAGGAGGUAGGAGAGGAGGCAAGGAGGUAGGAGAGAAGCUUAGAUGAUGCAUGAAUCAUGUUUCGUUGCUGCUGUUUUGUCCCUAAAGAUAUUUUUCUGAUUGACCUUCUGUGGUGGUUUUCUGUUUUUAAAUCUGCACUCGUAAAACGUAUUAUUUGAUCGUCUGCAUCUCAAAGUUUACAAAUCAUAAUUUACACAUUUUGUCACCUGGCAGCAGAUCAGUCCUUCCUUCUGCUUUUGUUAACUCUGUUCAUGUGUUUGAAGAUAACUUUAGGUGUUUUCCUCACUUUGUAUAAUUGAGUCUUUAGUAUCUUAUUAUUGUUAAAAAAAUAAAUCACGAUGAAUUCAA